GAGAGAGAGAGAGAGAGAGAGAGGAGAGCGCGCAUCUCUGGAACAAGUGGAAGAGCCAGAGUGCGAACAAGCGAACUGCAGGGAGGGAGAAGGAGUGCAUAGCAACGCGACUCCACGAUGAAGAACCAGGAGCACCAUGCUCAGAAGCCAGUGAUUCCAGACUUGCUAAUGACUCCAAGCGAUCAAGGAGAUGGUGACCUGGAGAUUGAGUACCCUGAAGACAGAGGGAAUUGGACAGGCAAGCUGGAUUUCCUUUUGUCCUGUAUUGGCUACUGUGUUGGACUGGGGAACGUCUGGAGGUUUCCAUACCGCGCUUACACAAAUGGAGGAGGGGCAUUCCUUGUUCCUUAUUUCAUCAUGCUGGCGAUCUGUGGGAUUCCCAUCUUCUUCAUGGAGCUGUCGCUGGGCCAGUUCUCCAGCUUGGGGCCUCUUGCUGUUUGGAAGAUAAGCCCUCUGUUUAAAGGUGUUGGCAUGGCCACAAUCCUGAUUGUCUGCUUGGUGGCCAUUUACUAUAACAUGAUCAUUGCCUACGUUCUCUUCUACCUCUUUGCCUCACUGACAAAAAACUUGCCCUGGCAGUACUGCGGCAACUGGUGGAACACAGACCUGUGCCUGGACCACCACAUCAUGCGCACGGGGAAUGGCGUUGUUCCCUUCAACAUCUCUAACACUGUCAGCCCAAGUGAGGAAUACUGGAGUCGUUAUGUCCUGCACAUCCAGGAGAGCUCGGGGAUUGGCGAUCCUGGGAGGAUCCGCUGGAAUCUAUGCCUGUGUCUUCUCCUCGCCUGGGUCAUUGUGUACCUAUGUAUCCUAAAGGGAGUCAAAUCCUCUGGCAAGGUUGUAUAUUUCACAGCUACCUUUCCUUACCUCAUCCUGAUCAUGCUCCUGAUUCGAGGUGUGACCCUGGACGGAGCCUGGUUAGGAAUCAAGUUCUAUCUCACGCCACAGUUUGACCUGCUACUGUCUCCCAAGGUGUGGAUUGAAGCAGCUUUACAGAUCUUCUACUCUCUUGGGGUAGGAUUUGGGGGACUUCUCACCUUUGCAUCAUAUAACACCUUCCACCAGAACAUUUACAGGGAUACGUUUAUAGUUACUGUGGGCAAUGCUAUCACCAGUAUCUUGGCUGGGUUUGCCAUCUUCUCUGUUUUGGGCUACAUGUCCCAAGAACUUGACGUCCCUGUUCAGGAAGUUGCCAAAGCAGGUCCAGGCUUGGCAUUCGUGGUGUAUCCACAAGCCAUGACAAUGCUUCCUCUUGCUCCUUUCUGGUCUUUCCUUUUUUUCUUCAUGCUGUUGACUCUUGGCCUAGACAGUCAGUUUGCCUUUCUAGAGACCAUUGUUACUGCGGUGACAGAUGAGUUCCCAUAUUACCUGCGGCCAAAGAAGGCUUUUUUCUCAGCCGUCGUUUGUAUUGUGAUGUUCCUGAUGGGGCUCAUCCUCACAACAGAGGGCGGGAUGUAUUGGCUGGUGCUGCUGGACGACUAUAGCGCUGGGUUUGGACUUAUGGUAGUGGUUAUUACCACCUGCCUGGUGGUGACACGUGUCUAUGGCAUGAAGAGAUUCUGCCGUGACAUUCAUAUGAUGCUGGGUUUCAAGCCAGGGAUAUACUUCAAAGCCUGCUGGUUGUUUCUUUCUCCAGUGACAAUGAUGGCUCUGCUGGUGUACAGCAUCAUCAAGUAUGAACCAUCAGAGUAUAAUGGAUCCUAUCGUUUUCCAUUCUGGGCUGAGAUUCUGGGCAUCCUGAUGGGAAUCUUUUCCUGCCUGAUGAUCCCCACGGGGAUGGUUUUUGCUGUGCUCCACGAGGAAGGAACACUCUGGCAGAGAAUCCAGCAAGCUAGCAGGCCAACCAUGGACUGGGGUCCAUCCCUGGAGGAGAACAGAACUGGCAUGUAUGUGGCUACUCUGGCAGGCAGCCAGUCACCUAAACCUUUGAUGGUCCACAUGAGGAAAUAUGGAGGGAUAACCAGCUACGAGAACAUAGCCUUUCAGGUAGAUAAAGAGAUUGAAGAGGAUGAAGAAGAGUCCAUGAUGUGAAUGAAGUGGCAGCCUCCCAGCUCACCCCCCAUGUGGGGGAAGGUGGAGAGAACGCAAGGAAGCAGACCACUGAACUUUUGCACAAAGUUGCACUUUGGCACUUCCAGAUGCAUUUAGCAUCUCAUAGCAGUGAACUCAGCACAACUCUGUUGAGAAUCCCAGUGUUGUUGAGGUUUCUGUUCGAUGUGGAGAGGUGUGCCAAUGAAUCUGUGUCUUGCUGCUCUAAUGUCUAGGACAGGUAACUUGGAUCCACUCAUGUUUUCCCUUCCUCACUGAAGCAGUGAUGAAUUCCUCAGGGUCAGGGCCUAGCAUCCCAUAAACUAGCUUCUUCCUAUCUAAUCUCCCCACCCCCUUGAUGGUCACCUAGCUAUUCGUUUGCAGUUUUUAGCCUACAUUGUGUCACUCAGUAUAGUUCUCCCAAAGCUGCCACUACAUUCUGAUGUCAAACAAACCUGGGGAUCAAAUGUGGCCCUCCAGGCCUCUCUAUCUGGCCCCUGAGGCACUCAAUGGGCCACACCCCUCUUUAGCCCUGCUUUGCACUUUGAAAAUGCUUCUUGCUUGCCACUUGCCAGGGUAGAGGACAAGGAGAGAUGUGCGAGCAUGUGUAGAAAUCAGCCUACAUGUAAACACAAUUUGUAUAAUCAUUGGAAUGUAGGGUUGUAUCCAAUGCAGAGUAAGCCCAUUGAAGUUAA
Messenger RNA from Lacerta agilis (Sand lizard), 2723 nucleotides. RefSeq names its product solute carrier family 6 member 7 (gene SLC6A7). Bases 118 to 2031 code for a protein of 637 amino acids. The record is from RefSeq and is a predicted model, not a curated record. Gene Ontology annotation, molecular function: L-proline transmembrane transporter activity. Gene Ontology annotation, biological process: sodium ion transmembrane transport. Gene Ontology annotation, cellular component: membrane. The transcript is spliced from 14 exons. Lineage: Eukaryota; Metazoa; Chordata; Lepidosauria; Squamata; Lacertidae.